This is a messenger RNA of Branchiostoma floridae (Florida lancelet), 990 nucleotides long. RefSeq lists its product as uncharacterized. Lineage: Eukaryota; Metazoa; Chordata; Leptocardii; Amphioxiformes; Branchiostomatidae. The transcript is spliced from 4 exons. The record is from RefSeq and is a predicted model, not a curated record. Bases 106 to 492 code for a protein of 128 amino acids.
UCAGUUAGGUAAACGUGAGUGUGUACCAGUGUCUCUGCAAAGAACCCGAGACAUUCCAAGUCUCCUGCCAACUUUUGGAGAAAGUGACGAGACAAGAGGCGAACCAUGUCUCUGUUAGCGAACGACAUGACGCCGGUGAGCAGGCUAAGCAGACAUGAGGUGGCUGUUUCUCUGGACACCAUCAGAGCCCUGCAGGAGAUGGUCCGGCAGCUGAACGAAAGUGUCACCACGACCAAAACAGCUGCACAAGAGAUUUGCGAGCAGGCAGACGCCAUGCAGCGGACUACACAUCAACUGCAGAUGACGCUGAGUACUAUCUACACCAGAGAGGUCCAUGCAAAAGCGAUGGAAUUCCAUGAUCAAUCAGAGACUUUGCUGGGCGAGUUGUCGCUGAUUAACAGCACACGACGCCUGUCCAGAUCCCCGAAGAAGAAAGGCCGACGAUCCGCCUCACAGAUCCGUCAGACCCAAGACAUGUUUUCAUCUACUUAAGACGUGGACUUCUGCAUAAGGCCAUGUUGAUUUGAUUUUAUGAAUGACAUCCUCGCGCGCAUCAGUUUUAGGCCGUUUAAGAAAAAUAGAAAAUACCCUCGUGGCUACCUCGCUAGUGUCUCUUCUGCAACUACCGACCUUCAUGUAGUAUCACUUAAUUUCAUUUCAUCAAGGACGUUACAUCAUUUCAUUUAGUACAAAACCUUUUAGCCUAACUUGGCCAAUUGGCUAGUCUUCCCAGGUUCACAAAAUUUAUACAGCUACAUAUACAAAGUUCACAACACUUCUACAUCUAUUCUAAUGGCUACCUCACUAGCGUCUUUUCUGCAACUACCGAUCUUAAUGUAAUUUCACUUCUACAGCUACACUCAUGACUUUACCCCACCUGUGUCUUCUUAUCAGCUUUGACAAACUAAAUGACAUGUAGUUCAACUUCUACAGCUACGCUCAUGACUUUACCCCACCUGUGUCUUCUUAUCAGCUUUGACAAACUAAAUG